AUGAGGUUGAAGAUAAGUGGUCCUAAAGGAUUAAAUAAGGUGAUAUCUCUCGAAAAGGAAGAUUCAUUGGGUAAGCUCUUGAAAGUAACGACGCCACCCUUUGAAGUUUCUGGUGUCAGAUUCGGUUAUCCGCCACAAACCAUAAGCAUAUCUGAGGAUGCCCUUGAACAAGCUGUUGACUCUUUCGGAAUCAGCUCAGGUGAGAAAAUUGUACUCAUAGAAUCGAUGGAAAAGAAUUCAGAAUCUGUUUCUUUGCAAAAAGAAACUCCGCCUGUUGAAUCUCAGCCGGUUGAAUCGCCGCCGACAGAAACAAAGAUUGAUUUGCCUGAUGGAACAUGCCAGCUAUUGAGAGUUCACAAAGUGCCUGAUGAUAACUCGUGUUUAUUUCAUGCUAUUUCGUAUUGUAACUACAAAGAUAUAUCAGUCUCUCAGCAGCUGAGAUCUGUGGUGGCAGACAAAAUCAGAUCGGAUCCAAUAGAGUACUCUGAAGCUGUCCUAGACAAACGUAACGAUUUAUAUGCCCAAUGGAUCAUGAGGAAGGAUUCCUGGGGAGGCGGUAUCGAAAUUGCACUGCUAUCGGAAACGCUGGGUACUGCAAUAUUUGUUCUUGAUAUGGAUGCACAGCAGUUUGAAAAAUUUAAUGAAGAUAGGUUCAAUCAAUUCAUGAUAAUACUAUUCAACGGAAUUCACUACGACUCAAUUGAACUCUCCAGUGGACGUACUAUCUUCGACAAAAAUGAUGACUAUCUCAGCCAGCUUAUACUUUCCGGAUCGUUGCAAAUUGCAAAACAAAUGAAACAGCAUGGAUAUUCCUUCAACACACGGCAGGACAAGAUAAUCUGUAACAUCUGUAAUUCGGAGUUCGCUGGCGAAAAAGAUGUCGCAAAACAUGCAAAGAAAACAGGCCACAUCGAUUUUGGUCAAGCCUCGAGCUAG
Molecule: messenger RNA, 936 nt
Organism: Zygotorulaspora mrakii
Lineage: Eukaryota; Fungi; Ascomycota; Saccharomycetes; Saccharomycetales; Saccharomycetaceae
Gene: OTU1
Product: ubiquitin-specific protease OTU1
Exons: 1
Coding region: 1-936 (311 amino acids)
Biological process (GO): endoplasmic reticulum unfolded protein response; protein deubiquitination
Cellular component (GO): nucleus; cytosol
Molecular function (GO): cysteine-type deubiquitinase activity
Source: RefSeq, a predicted model, not a curated record